Molecule: messenger RNA, 3817 nt
Organism: Anolis sagrei ordinatus
Lineage: Eukaryota; Metazoa; Chordata; Lepidosauria; Squamata; Anolidae
Product: acyl-coenzyme A synthetase ACSM3, mitochondrial-like
Biological process (GO): fatty acid biosynthetic process; acyl-CoA metabolic process
Cellular component (GO): mitochondrial matrix
Molecular function (GO): fatty-acyl-CoA synthase activity; fatty acid ligase activity
Source: RefSeq, a predicted model, not a curated record
GCCCUUCUCCCGUGUUCCCUCUCUGCUUCCCAGCCAGGACCAGUGGAGGAAAUGGCAAAAAGCCAGUAUCAGCCAGAGGUUUGAAAGGUCUUUUGCCAAGAGAGCAGUCACGCCUGGAGGGGUGUGACUUGGCCUGCCUUUCUGCCUUAUCGCUCUGCGCCUGCUUCCCCCAAAGCUGGACGAGGAGGGAUUUUGUUGGGGAGGCACACCGCCUUCAUUUGCACCGGUCCAUUGUCCAGCAGUUCCAAGGAACCUUUGCCAACUCUUCCAACAAGUGGUUCAUGACAAAUACAUUGCAUUUAAGGCACUGUGGAAGAACACAUUAUGGCAUGUAUCACCUUAACCUUAACGACAUGGUGGAAGGGAUCAUCUCUAAAGACUUUGCGCACUUUUGGCAUAGCUUCUAUCAGACGCUUCAGCAAGCAUCAGCUGGCUCUGGCAGCCCAGAAUUUUUUAGAUUAUGAAUCCAUCCAAGAACAGUAUAAGGCAGAGGUGCCAGAAUACUUCAACUUUGCAAAAGAUGUGGUGGACAAGUGGGCCAAAGCAGAAAUGGAAGGGAAGAGGCCUUCAAACCCAGCUCUAUGGUGGGUUAGUGAACAAGGAGACCAAGUUAAGUGGAGCUUUGUGGAGUUGUCACUCAUUUCCAAGAAAGCUGCCAGAGUGCUUUCUGAGCAUUGCAGCCUGCAGAAGAAUGACAGAGUGAUAGUGAUCCUCCCGCGGAUAUCUGAGUGGUGGAUCUUAAACGUGGCUUGUAUCCGAACAGGAACCAUCAUUAUUCCUGGAACAACACAGCUAACAUCAAAAGACAUUCUGCAUCGUCUGCAAGCAUCAAAGGCCAGGUGUAUAGUUACGGACCAAGUUCUGGCCCCUGCUGUCGAUACCGUUGCUUCCAAAUGCCCAUCUCUAGAAUUCAAGCUGAUUGUGUCAAAGGAACCUAGAGAAGGAUGGUUAAACUUCAAUCACUUGCUGAACCUUUCACCUGGUGAACACAACUGUGCAGUCACAAAGAGUCAUGAUCCAAUGGCAAUCUACUUCACCAGUGGCACAACGGGUGCUCCAAAAAUGACUGAACAUUCUCAUGGCAGCCAUGGAAUUGGACUUGGUAUCAAUGGAAAGUAUUGGCUUGAUUUGACUCCCUUGGACGUUAUGUGGAAUACUUCAGACACAGGCUGGGCAAAAUCCGCAUGGAGUAGUGUUUUUGCACCAUGGAUUCAAGGAGCGUGUGUGUUUAUACACAGCAUGCCUCGUUUUGAGCCAAAGCCUGUCCUUGAAACUUUGUGCAAAUUUCCUAUAACAACUUUGUGUUCUCCUCCAACCGCUUAUCGAAUGUUGAUACAACACAAGUUAACCAGUUAUAAGUUCCACAGCCUCAAACACUGUCUCAGUGGAGGAGAACCCAUGAACCCCAAAGUGAUGGAAGAUUGGAAAACAGAAACCGGGCUGGAUAUUUACGAAGGCUAUGGCCAGACAGAAACAGUCCUGGUUUGUGGGACUUUCAAAGGGAUGAAAAUUAAACCAGGGUCUAUGGGGAAACCAUCUCCAGCCUAUGAUACUCAGAUAAUUGAUGAAGAAGGUAAUGUUUUGCCUUCUGGAAAAGAAGGGGACAUUGGUAUCCGGAUAAAACCUACAAGGCCAUUUUGUCUUUUCACUCAGUACACGGAUGAUCCAGAAAGAACAAACUCAACCAUUCGUGGAAACUUCUAUAUCACUGGGGACAGAGGAAUCAAAGAUGAAGAUGGCUACUUCUGGUUUGUAGGAAGAGCAGAUGAUGUCAUCAAUUCAGCUGGAUACCGCAUUGGGCCCUUUGAAGUGGAAAGUGCAUUGAUAGAACAUCCUUCGGUAGUAGAAUCUGCUGUUGUUAGCAGCCCGGACCCUAUCAGAGGAGAGGUUGUGAAAGCAUUUGUGGUUUUGGCACCCAACUAUGUUUCCCAUGAUCAAGAAGCACUGAUAAAGGAACUGCAGGACCACGUGAAAAAGGUCACUGCCCCUUACAAGUAUCCAAGAAAGGUGGAGUUUGUGUCCCAUCUGCCAAAGACAAUCAGUGGGAAAAUCAGGAGAAAUGAAUUGCGCAAGAAGGAGUGGGGAAAAAGUUAGAAUGAUCUGUUUACUUCCACUCUAGCUUGUUCUAAGAAUGAAAAGUUUUAUAUUGAUUCCUUGUGUGUCCUGGCAAGAUCUUGUUGGGCUAACAUCUAUCGUUAAAGGCACAGGCUGCAAAUCUUAACACAUCCAACACAUUUAAUGUGAAUUUUAGAUAUACAAACAGAGAAGAAGCAGACCCUUGGUAAGUAUUUGUGGGCGAGAGUUUUCCCUCCACUCACCCCUUCAUUUGCUUUCUAUAAAAUCCUAAAACAUCUCGCCAGGCUAAGCAAAGCAAAGUGUCAGCCGAAUUCCAGAUGUUGGAUUUAAAAGAGAAAAGAACAUUGUGUACACCGCAAGAAGUCCCAAAACAGAUUUGCUUUCAGAUCCCAGAAAUUAGCAACAUCAUGACUCUGCAAGGAGUUGAAAAACCAACCUAGACAAGUGUUUGUCUCGCAAGGACUGAAGGAUACAUUAAAUUCAGCACAACAUAUAUGUUUAUGAACAGCAAACUGUGGCUUCCAAGGCAACAAUGAUACAGAUUGUCAAAGUCCACCGAAGUUAGAAAGCUAUUUUAAGUACACAAAAUUGGUUCAAAUUGCUUUAAUUAGAUGCCUACCCAUUUCCUUAUUUCAUAUAUUACAUAUUACUGUAUUACUUCAAUUUUAAGACUCACUGUUUUCCUAUAUAAACGUAUCUAAAAAUGUGGUGCAUUUUACAAUCGCAGGUGUAUCUCAUGUUUUUUUUUGUUGCCGUUGGGACCAAAGUUAUGGUGUGCCUUACAAUUGACAGUGUCUUACAAUUGAAGAAAUGUGUGUGUGGACUGUUUUGGUAAUGCUUUAAAAUACAUUUGGAAAGUCUGAUGAGUAGCAAGUCCAUGUUUAAGUCACAAAUAGCAGUCCCUGAGUUACAAACAUCCAACAUACAAAUGACUCAUAGUUAAGAACCGAGGAGAGACCACAGGAAGUGGGAAAAAUCUGCCCCUAGGAAGCGAAAUCCAUUCCUGAAAGUUAUCAAGGGGAAAAGGUGUCUCCACUUAAGCUUUAUCACCAAUUCUUGUUUCCACAACAUGAGCAUAUUCCAAAAUCCAAUUCUCACAGGGACAGAAAAUGAGGUGAAAUCUUCUGAACAGGGGCUCAGACAGCAAAGGAAACACCACAGGAGAGUAUUAACCCUUUCCUGUGCUAACCAAAGUUUUUUGGCUGGAGUUACACUUUAAAAACAUACGUGUUCUUACAUACCAAUUCAACUUAAGAAAAACCUACAGAACCUAUUUGGUUUGUAACUUGGGGACUGCCAGUAUAGCUAUGUAUGAAAUUAAAUCUGUGUAUGAUUGUAAUCAAUAGAGUGGGCAAGUUGCGGUCUUCCAUCAGCCCUAGCCAGGGAGUUAAUGGCGAGAUAAGAGGAGCUGAUGUCCAACAAGAUCUUGUUUUUGUGUGCCUUUAAGUUUUUUCCAACAUAUGGUGAUCUUAUCAUGGGGUUUUCUUGACAAUAAGUUGUUCAGAGGGGGAUUUCUAUUUGCUCAGAGUGUGACUUGCCCAAGGGGGUUCCAACCCUGAUCUCCAGAGCUAUGUCCAUUCCAACUAUCAAACAGCUACACUGUGCUGGCUCUCUCAGCAACAUCUAAGGGCUUUAUGUUGCCCCUUUUCAAUGGUUCACUAGUGGCAGCCAUUCAGAUAACUAAACUAUGUUCAUUGUGGACUAGCAAGUCUCGGACUGCUAAUAAACCUGUAUAUAUGAA